Molecule: messenger RNA, 2248 nt
Organism: Cygnus olor (mute swan)
Lineage: Eukaryota; Metazoa; Chordata; Aves; Anseriformes; Anatidae
Gene: TBCCD1
Product: TBCC domain containing 1
Exons: 7
Coding region: 28-1692 (554 amino acids)
Biological process (GO): maintenance of Golgi location; maintenance of centrosome location
Cellular component (GO): spindle pole centrosome
Source: RefSeq, a predicted model, not a curated record
UGGCGGCGUACGGCGGGGCCGGCCGUCAUGGCGGCCGCCGUGGCGCUGUGGGUCCGUACGGAGCCGCCGCUGCUGGGCGCGCUGCCGGUGCCGCCGCCCGCCCGGCUGGGCCGCCCCUACCUGCGCAAGAUGGCGGCGUACGCGCGGCGGCGGGCGGCCGAGGGCUGCUUCCCGCGGCUGCGGUGGCCGCGCUGGCGGCACAUCGCCUGCGGCAAGCUGCGGCUGGGCCGCGGCCUGGCCUGGCUCUACUUCCAGCGCUUCCUCCGCCUCCGCCCGGCCCGGCCGCCGCGCAGCCUGCGGAGAGCGGAGGCGGAGGCGGCGUGCGGCAGCGCCGAGGAGCUGGAGCGGGAGCGGAGCAAGCUCUCCGUGGACACGCUGCAGUUCCUGCUCUUCCUCUACCUGCAGCAGCUCAGCCGCGUGUCCCUGCGCACGGCGCUCCGCGGCGAGCAGUGGCCCAGCCCCGCGGCCGCAGCCCCCGGCCCGGCGGGGAAGGCCGCCGGGCAGAGCAAGAACUGGAAUGACCAGGACCACCAUGCCUUCUUGCUCGCCCACCUCUCGGACAUGCUGGAACUGCUGUUGGAGCCAGAACAGCUCAGUGCCUCUUCCCACGCCACCAGCAACAGCUUGGUGUCUUAUGAAGCUGUCUGUGCCCUGAGCUUUCUCAUCGAAGGGACUGUGGAUGGAUCCGGGACCGUCUAUCCUCUGCACAAGCUUGCCCUCUGGCAGCCCUGUCAAGGGAAGAAUGGCUACUCAAAGAGCGACAAUGCCUUCUCCUUCCCCAAGCUAGAGAGCUGGCUGCGCUCCUGCCUGACGACAAACCCUUUUGGAAUGACUGCCUGCCUCAGGUCUGGGAAGAAGCUUGCCUGGGCACAGCAAGUAGAGGGAACGACCAGGAGAGCAAAGAUUGCCUGCAACACUCGUGUGGUGCCAGAGGUAUUCCCCAUGGUGAUAAUGAGCCAGGUGUACAAACAGACGCUGGCCAAGAGCUCGGACACCUUGGUGGGGGCUCACGUAAGAAUUCAUCGCUGCAACGAGUCCUUCAUUUAUCUCCUCUCUCCUCUUCGCUCUGUGACCAUCGAGAAGUGCCGGAACAGCACUUUCGUGCUUGGCCCUGUGCAGGUGUCCGUUCACGUCCACAGCUGUGACAACAUCAAGGUCAUCGCGGUUUGCUAUAGCUUGUCCCUUUCUUCCACCACCGGCUGUACUUUCCAUGUUCUGACGCCUACCCAGCCCCUUAUCCUUGCGGGUAACCAAGCGGUCAGCCUCGCCCCGUUCCACACGCACUAUCCCAUGCUGGAAGACCACAUGGCUCAGGUGGGCCUGGCCACUCUGCCCAACUACUGGGACAGCCCCAUGCUGCUGGGCAGGGAGAGCAGCGACACGAGCGUCUUCCGCCUCCUGCCGCCCUCGGACUUCUACACCUUCGUGAUUCCCUUUGAGAUGGAAGGAGACACCACGGAGACACCGGGGGGGCUUCCCCACGCCUAUCAGAAGGCACUGAGUCAGCGGGAGCAGAAGGUACAGAUCUGGCAGAAAAUGGUGAAGGAGGCAUGCCUGAGCAAGGAUCAGAGGAAGCAGUUCCAGAUGCUGGUGGAAAGCAAGUUCUACGAAUGGCUGGUUCAGACAGGGAACCGUCAGCAGCUGGAUAGCCUCGUCCCUCCUGCUGUGGGCUCCAAGCAGGCAGCAGGAUAGCAUCGUGUUCCUGUGCAACAAAAGGAAAGGAAGGAGUCGUUGGAGAGACAGUGAUACCCUGAAGGCAGUUCUCAUCAUGACUCUGUGGCUGUCCUGACUGAACACGUGGAUCUGAUGCCCAGUCUCGGUGUGGAUUUGGACAUCUCUCUGGUUUAGGAUUUCAGUUGCUGCCACUUUCCCAGGAAUGUGCUGUAACUACUCUGUGGGUAACUGAGAAAGUGCAUGCUGCUGGAGGAUGAUGAGCAAGCAUGCCUGCCCCUUGUCGCAGGGCAACUGGUGUCAGGUAGCAUCCGCGGUGUGCAGGCGUCUACCAAAGGAGCCUCUCCUGAUGCGGCGCUGGACGUAGGGCCAUGGCUGUCCCACGCAUCCUUACGAUACAAGCCAGCUGCACUGUUUUUAUAAAUGUGAAAAGCAAAUGUUUUGAUUUUUUUAUGAAUGAAAUUCUAUAGAUUUUUUUAGUACGAAGAUGGCACUUAAGCGAUGUGAUUUUUGUGGAAUUACCUUUCUUGUACGUUUGCUUUGUUUUGACAAGUGUCAAUAAAACAGAGUUCUCAGA